Prunus armeniaca (apricot) is the source of this 528-nucleotide messenger RNA. The record is from the annotation of a GenBank genome assembly. NCBI's taxonomy places the organism in Eukaryota, Viridiplantae, Streptophyta, Magnoliopsida, Rosales, Rosaceae.
AUGUCAGUUUCAGCUGUGUUGGGGCCUCAAUUGGUGGCUAUGGGUGUGGCCGUGAAGAAGCCAUCUGCGACGGCGUCGUUUGGGGUCCCAAAGACAUCCCCAUGGCGCGGCUCAGUUGGUGGAGGGUUUGAGUAUGAGGAAAAAGGUGAUUUUGCAACCUCAACAAAACAUUUCAGGCAGGUGCUGUGUAACUGCUUUUUGGACUGCUUGAUAGCUCUUCUCAUUGUUGCUAGGCAACAGGUAUUUCAUGAGGAAGCUGAAGAAGGUCAAGAAGAGCAAUGGGAGGAAGAUCGAAAGAAAAAGAACUGGAGAAAUCAAUACAGGAACCCCCAGUCUGAUGUCAAUGCCAACCCCAUUGUAGUGAGUAGAAGGAGAUUUACAGUUUCAUAUUUCAACAGUUUCAUAAAGAAAGCAUUUAGGUGGUCUUUCGUUGCUUUGGAUGAAGCGGUUUGGUUGGUGUUUUCAGUUCUAUUAAGUAAGGGGUCAACUUCUUGGCCUUGGAUCAGCAUCCUCUGGUGCUCGGAUGAG